Messenger RNA from Alosa sapidissima (American shad), 1872 nucleotides. RefSeq names its product carboxypeptidase E (gene cpe). The transcript is spliced from 9 exons. Lineage: Eukaryota; Metazoa; Chordata; Actinopteri; Clupeiformes; Clupeidae. Bases 177 to 1559 code for a protein of 460 amino acids. Gene Ontology annotation, biological process: proteolysis. The record is from RefSeq and is a predicted model, not a curated record. Gene Ontology annotation, molecular function: zinc ion binding; metallocarboxypeptidase activity.
CAGACAGGUAGCGUCAAAUACGGACACGCGCAUUGUCAUCAUCACUGAUCCGCUCGCACUGCUGCUGCGCACGACUAGGCUACUGACACGACAGUGAUACAGAGAGGAAAACACAAUUUCAGGCGACGAGAAAAAGCUUCGUAAAAAGGCAAACACGGAGUAGACGGUGAGACACCAUGAGGUUGGUCCUGUCCGUGGUGUUUUGUGGAGCUCUCGUUGGCCUGGCAGCGUUCACAGAUGCAGCCCCAAGUAGCUCGGGUGGAGAUGGCGACAUCUCGUUCGAAUAUCAUCGCUACGAUGAGAUGCGAAAGGCGCUUGUGUCCGUUUGGUUGCAGUGUCCUUCCAUCUCACGUAUCUACACUAUCGGUGAAAGCUCUGAGGGCCGCGAGCUACUGGUCCUGGAGAUGUCUGACAACCCCGGAGUUCACGAACCAGGCGAGCCCGAGUUUAAGUACAUUGGGAACAUGCAUGGGAACGAGGCUGUGGGACGGGAGCUGCUGAUCUACCUGGCCCAGUACCUGUGCAAUGAGUACCAGCAGGGGAACGACACCAUCAUCAACCUCCUCCACUCCACACGCAUACACAUCAUGCCCUCUAUGAACCCCGACGGCUUUGAGAAGGCUGCCUCCCAGUCAGGUGAGAUGAAGGACUGGUUUGUGGGUCGCAGUAAUGCCCAGGGCAUUGAUCUGAACCGGAACUUUCCCGACCUGGACCGCAUUGUCUACAUGAACGAGAGAGAUGGAGGACCCAACAAUCACCUGCUGCUGAACAUGAAGAAGGCCGUGGAUGAGAACACCAAGCUGGCCCCUGAGACCAAAUCGGUCAUCCACUGGAUCAUGGACAUCCCCUUUGUCCUGUCUGCCAACCUGCAUGGAGGAGAUGUAGUGGCCAACUACCCCUAUGAUGAGACACGCAGUGGCUCUACACACGAGUACAGUGCAAGCCCUGAUGAUGUCAUCUUCAAAAGCCUGGCCCGUGCCUACUCCAGCCUGAACCCCGUGAUGUCAGACCCCAACCGCCCCCCGUGCAGGAAGAACGAUGACGACUCCAGCUUUAAGGAGGGCAUCACUAAUGGAGGGGCCUGGUACAGCGUGCCCGGAGGCAUGCAGGACUUUAACUAUCUGAGCAGUAACUGCUUUGAGAUCACUCUGGAACUGAGCUGUGAGAAGUUCCCUCCUGAGGACACCCUCAAGCUCUACUGGGAGCAGAACAAGGACUCACUUGUCACCUACAUAGAGCAGGUCCACCGUGGGGUCUUUGGCUUUGUGAGGGAUCUCCAGGGUAACCCAAUCUCCAACGCCUCUGUGUCUGUGGAAGGCAUCGAUCAUGACAUGACCACAGCUAAGGAUGGUGAUUACUGGCGUCUUCUGGCUCCUGGGAACUACAAGGUGUCAGCCUCAGUGCCCGGCUACCUCACAGUCAUCAAGAAAGUGGCUGUUCCCUACAGUCCUGCCGCACGGCUGGACUUUGAGCUGGAGUCUCUGGAGGAGAGGAAAGAGGAAGAGAAGGAGGAGCUUAUGGACUGGUGGAAGAUGAUGUCAGAGACACUGAACUUCUAAUUGGUCGCCAUCCUCAUAUCUCAUGUCUGAUUGGCUGCUGCCGUGUGAGCCAUUGAGAUGUAAAAUAUUUAGUCUCUUGUUUGUCUGCUCACUUGCUGUAAUGAAUGCACCAAUUUUAUUUGGCUUUUAAUUUCUGUUUUUAACAAUUAUCUUUAAUGUUCUUGUAAUAAGUAUAAGCUGCCUAUUUGUGUUUUGUGGAGUCAUACACCAGCCUCACCCCUAAACUAGACAACGACAUAAACACACAACUAUUGUGCAGUCAGAAACACUUUUAUUGUGUGCAUAGAGGAACGCACACACACAGACACACACA